Molecule: messenger RNA, 1083 nt
Organism: Closterium sp. NIES-65
Lineage: Eukaryota; Viridiplantae; Streptophyta; Zygnematophyceae; Desmidiales; Closteriaceae
Source: the annotation of a GenBank genome assembly
AUGGCCACCCCCAAUGUUCUCACUUUUGACGCUGAGGGGAGGGCCAUUGACUUUGCCGUCUGGAUCGAGGACCUGCAGCUGUACUUACUGUGUGAUGCGGUAGAUGAGGUCUCUCUCUUUGACUUUGUCUCUGGCGCUGUCCCUGCCCCGCCUGCUGAUGCUGACUCUGCCGUUCGCUCCAAGUGGGCGACCCGCGAUGCUGCUGCACGUCUUGCUGUGCGUCGCCACCUCCCUUCCUCUGAGCGUGCCCACUUUAGUCAGUGCAAGACCGCUCAGGCCUUGUACGACGCUGUAGUUGCGCGCUACUCCUCCCCUUCCUCCGCUACCCUUAGCCGCCUCAUGCUACCGUUUCUCUUCCCUGACCUCGCUUCCUUUCCCACUGUCGCUGACCUCGUUACCCACCUCCGCGCUAGUGACACCCGCUACCGCGCUGCCCUUCCUGCUGAGUUCCGCGCUGCGAACCCUCCUCCCAUGUACAUCACUCUCUACUUUCUCGUCACCCGUCUCCCUGAGUCCCUUCGUGUCGUUAGGGACCAGUUUCUCUCUGUCUGUCCCACCACUCUCACUGGGUGUGGUCCCUCCCCCCUGCUGCCCUCUGUCGCCUCUGCCGCUGCGGCCGACCUCGUUGGUUUUGAGUCGGUCGGCGCGGCGUCUGCCCCCAGUGGCAGACGCCGCACUGGCAAGGGCAAGGGGGGCAAGGGAGCGGGUGGAGCCAGAGGGGGCGGUGGAGGAGGCGGUGGGGGUGGAGGGGGGAGUGGGGGUGGCGGGGGGGGUGGUGGCGGGAGUGGAGGUAGUAGUGGCGGCGGUGGAGGCGGAGGUGGCGGCGGAGGUGGUAGCGGAGGAGGCGGUGGGAGCGGUGGGAGCGACGGUCCUGGUGGGGGAGGUGGCGGUGGCGACGGGGGUGGCGGUGGAGGCGGGGGUGGCGGUGGAGGAGGGGGUCGGAGUGGCUCGUCCCAGCGGAGCAGCUCUGGGGGUGGUCAGCGCCAGCAGCAGCAGCAGCAGCAGCAGCCGCAGCAGCAGCCGCAGCAGCAGCAGCGCUCUCGCACCGUCCCCGGCCCUCAGCAGCUCCGUGAGUGGUACUAG